AUGCAGCCGAUACACAAACAGUUCACGGAUCUCCUGAUGACCAAGCGACUUCAGACUUUGCAGAGUGUUGAUGACGCUGUGGGAAAGAAACCAGAGUUGAAAGAAGCGUCGCGGUUAAGAAAAGCGAAGCAGCUGUCGGAUGAGGCCAAAGGAAACAUAUGGAGCCUUUUGUGUCCUUUGACUCGAAGGAGACUAAACAUCACUCUUCGUGGCUCUUUAUAUAGAUGUUCUAAUGAGAGGCAAAUGAGAACCCAAAAAGAAUCUGUCUGCCAAGAGCUGGAAGCAUUAGGAGAGCUGGACAACACCUACAUUAUAUACACGUCAGACCAUGGUUACCAUCUCGGCCAAUUUGGAUUGGUCAAAGGAAAGUCAUUCCCAUUCGAGUUUGACGUGAGAGUACCUUUCCUGGUACGAGGACCUGGAAUUGAGCCCGGUACCAUAAUAGACGAUCUGGUGUUAAACAUUGACUUAGCACCUACAUUCCUUGAUAUUGCUGGAGUGGAAACACCUCCACAAAUGGACGGUAGAUCUUUUCUCAGGCUGCUGAAUCGGAGACACAAGCCGAAAACUAGAUACUCAAAUAAAUGGCCCGAUACAUUUCUCAUAGAAAGCGGCAGGAGAGAUACAGCUGAAUCCAUGAUGGCAGAGGCAAAGUUGAGAGAAUCUUUAGACAAGAUUGAAAAAGACAUCAAUCAAACAAUCAGUGCAGCAAAAAGUGUUUCAGAAGGAAUGGAACAAAAUGAUGGACAAAUGGACAAUCAACUGUUACCAAUUUUAGGAAUCAGUAAAAUGGAAAGAUUAGCUAUAGAGUGUCAAAGGCCUGAAUAUAAAGCUCCCUGUAAACCGGGCCAAAAAUGGCAAUGCCUAGCGGAUGGUAACAGAUGGAGAAAGCAUAAAUGUAAACUGCGGUUAGCAAUGUACUCACAGCCAAGAGGAAAAAAAUGUGCAUGUUUCACUCCAUCAGGAUCUAUGUAUACCAUAUUUGAACAGGAUGAAAGAAGAUUUAUGAACAAAUAUCCAAGAGGUAGCAUGAUACAUAGAGAUGUUAAAGAAUACAGAGCAAAACUCGCAAGAGGAAUAAGAUCUAAAAGAGAAGUUACCAAAGAGCAAAAUAGGACACAUACAGGUGACAAAGUAUCUUCUCCCAGUACAGAACACCAAACGCCUGGUGCAGAAUUUGGUCAAGAAAUGACGAUGGAAGACGCUAUUAUUACAAUGAGAAGUCUUCUUAAGCACAGGGAUGUUGAAAAAGCGAUAUCACAUGUAAUACAGUCCUUAAAUAAUUUAGAGAAUACUCGAAGAGUAAAGAGAUCAACUCUGGACAGUUUAGACAGUCAUGUGAGUACCAUUAUGGGCGAACUUGAAGAUAAGCUGCAUGGACUAGAGGAAUCAAGCAUUGAAAACAAAGCUAGGCUUGGAAAUUGCACACUCCAAAAAAAUGGAGAAGUUUACUGCUCUGAUGAUAUAUACCAUAAUCUGAAAGCUUGGAAAGCCAGUAGGGACCGCCUUGAUUACCAAAUCAAAAAACUGAAGUCCGAGUUGGAGAAACUUAAGGAGAUCAGACGUCAUUUAAAAGAAAAAAGGCCCCACCAUGCUUAUGAUCAUAGCAUAGAAGAUGAUGACUAUGAUAAGAGUUCAAUACAUGAUCCUCAAUCUCCCGCUUUAAGUGAGGAAAAUGAAAAUCAUAGCGAAAGCAAAACUUCAUCAGGGCAAAGCUCGAAUGAAGGUCUAGAAUUAGAAAGGCCAGUAGUAAGUUCAUCAACAAGCUAUUUAGGACAUAAUAAAACUGUGAAAGAUGACUUCUAUACAAGCCGUGCAAGAAACAGGCAUCGACACCAUCAUACAGUUGGAUUUCUCGAUGAAUAUUAUCCUUACAUAGUUGACUCAAAAGAUCAAGGUCGACAAAACAUUCAUAUGAGGCCUUUAAACAGAGGUAUAUCUUCUAAUGAUCCUUCCGAUUUUGGAAGAAAUGAUCCGAUAAUGAGAUACCCAAGUUUUCAUCAUAGACAAUCACUUCCAAGAGAUACUUGUUUCUGUGAACCUGAUUUGCCACCUUAUAAAGAAGAAAAGGAAGCUGCAAAAGAGGCAAGAAGGAAAAUAAAGGAAGAAAGAGUGCGUAAGAAGGAACGAAAAUUACGCAGAAAAGCCAAAUUAGAGAGUGAAUGUCUCUCUGAAAAAAUGAACUGUUUUAAUCAUGACAAUGAUCACUGGAAAACUCCUCCUUUUUGGACUGAGGGGCCAUUCUGUUUUUGCAUGAACGCAAAUAACAACACAUACUCUUGUUUGAGGACAAUCAAUGCUACUCACAACUUUUUAUACUGCGAGUUCAUCACUGGGUUGAUUACGUAUUACAACCUAAGAGUAGAUCCCUUUGAACAAUGGAAUCGAGUAAAUAUAUUAACUAAUGAAGAAAAAUCCUACCUUCAUGACCAACUGGAACAUCUUAAAAGCUGCAAAGGCACUGGCGAUUGCACAGUCGGUUCAGCUGCGCAAGGGAACCAAGGAGCAUUUUCACCGCCGCCAAAACCCCUAAAAAGGAGAAAGUUUCAUAACGUACCUGACUUUGGUGGUGGAGGAGGAGAAACGGGAGGCCUGACUGGAAGGUUAAGCGAAGAGAGACAAUUCGGCAGCAGAAGCAGAGUGAAACAAGUUUAA
Molecule: messenger RNA, 2655 nt
Organism: Nezara viridula (southern green stink bug)
Lineage: Eukaryota; Metazoa; Arthropoda; Insecta; Hemiptera; Pentatomidae
Source: the annotation of a GenBank genome assembly